This is a messenger RNA of Leguminivora glycinivorella, 2918 nucleotides long. Its product is annotated as glycosylated lysosomal membrane protein A-like. Lineage: Eukaryota; Metazoa; Arthropoda; Insecta; Lepidoptera; Tortricidae. Gene Ontology annotation, cellular component: lysosome. The coding region runs from base 215 to 1384 and encodes 389 amino acids. The record is from RefSeq and is a predicted model, not a curated record. The transcript has 7 exons.
UGUUACCACGAGGACGUUGUUUUCAUCCAAACCGAAUAAAACAGAGAUAUAAGUUAUUACACAGCACAGUUAUCGCGCAAUUGCUCAUCCUUUGUGCACGUGCCACCUAAUUAUCUGCGUGCAGUUGACUUGUGAACCUACGAGAGUGUUAUUGUAUUUGCAACAAAUUAUUGCUUGUUAUUAUUAUAUUUAAAGGAAGUGAGGCUUUUCUUUUAUGAUAAACAUGCAUUUACGGACUUUUGUGCUAAUUGCUGUGCUCUCUUUAGCUUUUGGACAGGACAGGAAGAUAACUUCAACAAUCAACCCAGACUGUGAUGCAUGCUCGUCAAAUACUACCCUCGUCUACAUAAAGGCUGAAGGCUCCCACGACACAUUACAUCAGCUCUGGGACUUCACGCAGGGAACUCCAACGGUCAUCUACACAGUAGCUGGUGUGAACUCGUCACUGCAAGUUGAAUGGCAACAUGACAAGCCUGUCAAGUUCAACAUGUCCGAAGACCCAAUUUAUAGCUUUGCUAUGGCUAUUUCUGAUAUAUACGAAUACAACGACCUAGAAGACCAAGGGCAUCCGAACAGCAGUACCAAGUUCCGUCAUUUCCCUCUAAAAGACCUGAGCUGGUCGCGUCAAGACAGUAUCUGCACUGAACAAGAGGCGAUGGUAGUGAUGCAAGCGCACAAGUACAGUCGGCACAGGAACGGAACCGUCACUAUUAAGCUCGACCUCCUUCCCUUCCGUGACUACGCGACCCAACUCCCCCACUUAAUCCACACAGCCAACUCCACCCUAAUAGACAUCCAUCUAGCCAACCUAACUCAAUCGCGCGACUUCAACGCGUCGCGAUUCGCGCUGCGACUGAUCCUAGUCGCGUCGGACGACAGCGGCGCGAUGGCGCGACGCGUCGAGAAGAGUUUGGAUGAUGAGCACACGCCCGGAGUGUUUGAGAUCAUCGAAAUCAAAACGCCCCGGUGUGUCAACACAGGAGCAGGCGGUUACAUGCAGUUCCGACCCGUCGCGUACACGCAGAAAGAACGCAGCGUCACAUCUUCUACUGUCGUGCACGUAUCAGACUUUAACAGUACACGCAUAGUCCCGCCGUCUACCUUGAUCCGGUUCUACCCCAACAUCGACGAAAUGCUCAUAGAGGAUAUGAUCGUGUCGUUUGGCGAGCCCCAAGACGGGUUCUACAGACAACACAACUAUACUGCUUGGUCCACAACAUUCGGCUACGGCUCCCCGCCCAUCGAAACCUUCUCUCUCUUCGUCAUCCUGGUCAUCACGAUCGGUCUAUCCGUACCCAUACUACUAGCCCUCUCCGGCGUCAUAUACGUGGUGUCCAAACGGUGCAGGGCCGGGAUCGAACCCGCGCGGCUGCGCGAGGAGUGACUAGCUGGCUUCCGACUGCUCAGUCAGGACGAUGUCGAGGACUUAACUUACUCUUAGUAGUGAAGUGUGGAUCUGCGUAUGGAACUGUACUAUGGGGUUCAAAGGAGUGUAUAGAAUUUAACCAUUUACCGUCUUAUUCAUAAAAAGUUAGUAACUGAUUAGUUAAAAAGUGUUUUGUCCCUUUCUCACGAAUGCAUUUGUCAACAUGAAAGAUAAUGAUAAACAAUUAUUAGCUAAUUCUGGUUUAUAAAGCGUUUAUGAAUAACGCCAUUAGUCCGGAGCGGUAAUAAUACUGACCAUGAUACUUUAAAAAACGCAUCUCUUUAGUAAUAAUUAAAGUUCGAAUUUGAAUGACUAGACAGAAAUGUUAAAUGAUUAAAGUGUUAAAAGAUAUUUAUUCGUGACAAACAAAAAACAGCAAGACAUGAAGUAAAAAAAUGUGUUAAAAUGGACCCAGUUCUGUAUAAUGCUAUUUAUAAAGCCAGCGCUUGUCUUCCGUAGUCUAUUUGUUUCGGAUGGGUCUUUUAAUGAGUCGAGUCGGCAAGACGCAUGUGACAUCCUUGCGUCCAUAGGCAGCUGUUAUCGUUUACAUUUCAGUUGACCGUAUGCUUAUUUGCUGUUAAUAUAGUUUAAAAAAAAAGUAGUAUUUAAUAUUUUCAGGCCUUUAAGCAUAUAUUUUAUGGCGGGGUCGCCAUGUAAAAUGAGUAUAAGUGUUUUAAUUUAUUUAUUUCUUUUACAUAUUUUGUUUAUUGAUUUGCUAGUAUGCUCGCCUGAUGUAACGGUUACGCAGCCUAUGGACGCUUGUUAAAGUCUUAAGUAAAUAUUUAGAUACAAAUAUAUUAUCAAGGCGUUAGAUUGCAUUUUAUAAAAAAUUACUACGGUGAUUUUAAUAUUGAAUUAAACCAUGAUAUGUGUAAGGUAAAGUUAUAUUAAAUAUUGACGAUACUUAUGGCUGAUCUCUGUAGUGCUUAUUGAUAAUAAUUGUAAAUCAGUUUCUUAGUACCCGACUUUGCGAUUAAAAAGUGGAUGAUAUGUUUAUUUUUCUAUAGUAAUGUAAAAAUAUAUGAAUUAUUGGAAUAAAUAAAUAUAACAGCUAGUUUUGAAAAUAAAAGUAGGAACCUAUCAGUGGCGGGGCGUGUAAAUCGUUGAUAAAGCCGGAGGGGUUUUUGGAAUCUGUUGUAUGGACUUCUACAGAUACUAGAGAAUUUUAGGGAACCCGUUGAGAAUCGAGUUGUAUCGACGCUCCUCCAAUGGAUCCUAAUUCCUAUGUAACUACGUAUAAACUGUCGAAAUUUUAAUGAUCUAAAGAACUAUUACUACUUUUCAGGGUUUUUAUAUUAGCAAUUUGAUUUUAUGAUUAGAAUAAAAUGUGGAUGUAUAUUUAUUGUAAACAGUAUGUAGUCUCAUGAAGUGUUCCUGAUUUAUUUUUGUAAAAUAUAUCGAUAUAUAAACGUGUGUAUUGAAACAUACACAGUAUAUAUGUGCUAAAACAGUAAUAAUAAGGUAGAAGUAGCCCGUCUAACCCAUAUAUGAC